UUCCUCCUGUGUGGUUACGUGGCGAAAUAACCACAAAGUUUUAUUUUGAUUUAUCAACGUGUGCUUAUGCUAGGAGUAAUAACUGGUACAUUUUUAAUCAUUUUAUAUUUUUUUAAAUUACUAAAAAACUGAAACUGAGUCCAUGGCAAGGCAGAGGUGGGGAAGGCGAAUAGAAUUCUUUUUGACAACGAUUGGAUUUUCUGUCGGCGUCGGGGAUUUAUGGCGUUUUCCGUUUUUGGUGAUGAAAAAUGGUGGAGGUGCGUUCCUCAUCCCGAUUGUUAUAUUCAAUGUACUGGGUGCAAUGCCUAUCGUAUAUCUAGAGAUGAUAAUGGGACAGUACUCGCAGAGUGGAGCCGUGUCCGUGUGGAGAGUCUGUCCUAUCUUUAAAGGUGUCGGGUACGGUACCGUGAUAGCCACGUUCCUUUUCUCCAUUUACUACGCCGUCAUCAUUUGCUGGAUGCUGUUGUACUUCGUCUAUUCCCUCUUCCCGAAGCUCCCCUGGGCGUCGUGCGACAACGAGUGGAAUAUCCGGGAGACGUGCAUCGUUGAUCGCGUGGCGGAUGCGACGAGUAACGUCACCGCCACGACGUCGCCCGCGAACGUUACGUCAGUGCUUACGACGUUAGUGCCGACAUUUUCCACCAUGUUAAAUAAUGCGACGUUCAGUUAUGAUGUGGAAUUGGAGAAGAGCGAAACAGCGGCUGAACAGUUCUUUAAGUACAAGGCUCUGAUGUUGUCUGAGGGUCUCGAAGAGUUGGGUGGGGUCAACUGGCCUGUGUUUGGUUGUCUCGUCGCCAUAGAAGCACUGUGCUUUUUCUGUAUUUUCAAGGGCGUCAAAUUGUCCGGCAAGAAGCUGUUCUGCCAAGGCAAGAGCUGGGCAUCAUACAAGCCAUUCUAUCCAGCAAAACUGACAGUUUUGGUUUACAGAAAUCAACAAAGGAGGGAUUCCUGAACUAUCAAAAUUUCCAAGCUAUACACACAGUUAUUAUCUGUGGUGAUCUUUAUUGGUUCUGUUUGUUUACUUGGAUGGAACAUGUGUGAACUUGUAUAGAACUUUGAAAAGUCUAUAUAUGUCUAUCUAUAAACAAAAAUCAGCUAUGCUAUAAUAAGAUCAGAUGUGAAAACAAUGUCAAAGGGUUGUUAAAUUAACAAUUUGAAGGCAAUUAUGCUGAAAAAAAUAUGAAAGUUCCCAUGCAAAUUUUGUCUGUAUAUCGACAAGUGUCUGCCUAUAAUUGUCAAACUAGUAAUACAAAACUUACCACAAGUAUGUAAAAGCACUAAGUACCUGUGAUCGUUUUAGUAAGAUAGUGUAAUUCUAAACAGUAGCAAAUAGCUUGUUUAGACUAGUAAAUGCAUAAUGCAAUUAAUAUGAUUUCCGUUCUAUUGUGUAAUUAAU
This is a messenger RNA of Dreissena polymorpha, 1396 nucleotides long. Its product is annotated as sodium-dependent serotonin transporter-like. NCBI's taxonomy places the organism in Eukaryota, Metazoa, Mollusca, Bivalvia, Myida, Dreissenidae. The transcript has 5 exons. Bases 143 to 952 code for a protein of 269 amino acids. The record is from RefSeq and is a predicted model, not a curated record. Gene Ontology annotation, cellular component: membrane. Gene Ontology annotation, biological process: sodium ion transmembrane transport.